GGCUUUUAUUUAUAGUUAGGGUUUGGGUUUGACCAUAGCAGUUGGGCUUUAGAUAUAUUUAAAUGGGCUUAAGCCCACUUUUCUCAUCAAGACGUAAUUUUCCGAUGCCAACUUCAUACCACGGCCUUGAAAUCUUGAUUCCUACCACCCAAAAAAAUGUCCGACGAAGGGCGGCAGUACGAUUCCGGCGAAGAACAUACCCGUGAUGUCGUUAAGGGUAAGCCGUAUGAUAAGAACAUAGCUUCUGAUACCGCCAAUCAGCUUCCGGAGGAGGCGACCACCUCUGCCACCGACGGCGUUGACAGUAAAAAUGAUAACAUCGCUUCCACGUCUUCUUCAUUAGCCAAGGGCUUAUCUUACACCAUAUCUACUAUAAUUAGGGAUUUCGAUAGUCAAGCCCAACAGACUUCUCGAAGUCAAGAUCAGCUAUCUUCCUCCAUCGAUCGUCUCACCCGCGAAUUGGAUCAACUUCUAGCAGAUGCACCAUCGCCUUUCAUCAUGCAGCAUGCUGCAAAAAUAUCUGGUGUUAGAAAACGAGUAUCAUCUCUAAAUUUAGUUUUGAAGUCCAUACAAAGGCGUGUUGACAAUAUUGAUCGAUUGCUCUCAUCUGGUUUGCCUAAAGAUGAAAUAGCUAGUGGAAGUGGAAGUGGAAGUCCUGCAGAACAUUGAUGGAAUUCCGUUUGUUUGAAAGUGAAAGAUGUAGAGGUAGUAAUUAGUAACACUGAUAUUUCUAUAAGGGCUAAAAGAAAUAUCAAUGUACUUCCAUUUAUUUGUGUAUUAUAGCAUUCUAUUUUCAUUUUUUGGUAGACCAUUGAAGUUUCGGUUUUUUCUUCUUUCUAAAGGGUUGUACUUAAAAAAUUCUUCUAUAUCAUUGUACUUUCAUUUUUUUUUUCUUAU
This is a messenger RNA of Lactuca saligna, 897 nucleotides long. Lineage: Eukaryota; Viridiplantae; Streptophyta; Magnoliopsida; Asterales; Asteraceae. The record is from the annotation of a GenBank genome assembly.